Malurus melanocephalus (red-backed fairy wren) is the source of this 2088-nucleotide messenger RNA. It is a transcript of the gene NIF3L1, whose product is annotated as NGG1 interacting factor 3 like 1. Lineage: Eukaryota; Metazoa; Chordata; Aves; Passeriformes; Maluridae. The transcript has 7 exons. Gene Ontology annotation, cellular component: mitochondrion; cytoplasm. Bases 50 to 1183 code for a protein of 377 amino acids. The record is from RefSeq and is a predicted model, not a curated record.
UCCUGCUCCCCUGCUCCCCUGCUCCCCUGCUCCGGCGGGAGGUCCCCGCAUGCCGCUGCCUGUCCCGCCGCUGCUCCGCCCGCYUCUCCACCGCGUCCGUGCCUUGGGCCGCCCGCCCCUACGCGCCCUCAUGAACCUCCGGGAGCUCGUUUCUGCUCUCAAUGACUUUGCAUCCCCCUCUCUGGCUGAAAGCUGGGACAAUGUGGGAUUGCUGGUGGAACCAAGUCCUCCCCACAUUGUGAACACCCUUCUCCUCACUAAUGACCUCACCGAGGAGGUGAUGGAGGAGGCAGUGCAGAAGARAGCAGACCUUGUUCUUUCAUACCACCCUCCUAUAUUCACACCACUCAAGCGAGUAACGUGGAAAACCUGGAAGGAACGGCUGGUGGUCCGAGCCCUGGAGAACAGAAUCGGAAUUUACUCUCCUCAUACGGCAUACGAUGCCAUACCUCACGGAGUUAAUAACUGGCUAACAAAGGGACUCGGUGCCUGUACCUCUGUCCCACUGCAUCCAUCAACCGCGCCAAGCUCUCCAGCUGARGGCACUCACCGGGUAGAAUUCUGUGCAGAUGCUGAGCAUGUGGAUGCAGUGCUGUCCAAAAUCAAAGACAUCCCAGAGAUCUCCUGUCUCACCACGCUCCCAGUCAGAGUUGAAGGKGAGGAGCAAACACGAGUCAGUCUGAACUGCUCUCAGAAAGCACUGCUGGAGGUGGUGGCAUUAUUGUCCCAGAACAGCCUUCUUUAUCACAAGACUGAGAUUCUCUUACUACAAAAGCCUCUUCUUCCCCAUACUGGAAUGGGACGUCUGUGCACUCUGAGUGAGCCGGUGUCCUUGUCAGACAUAMUAGAGCGGAUCAAAGGCCACCUGAAGUUAGCCCAUGUCCGUGUAGCCGUGGGAGUGGGCAGGACACUGGAAUCACCAGUGAAGAAAGCUGCUUUGUGUGCUGGUUCUGGGAGCAGUGUCCUGAAGGGAGCAGAAGCUGACCUCUACCUCACAGGAGAGAUGUCCCACCAUGACGUGCUGGAUGCAGUUGCCAAUGGGAUAAGUGUUAUUCUGUGUGAGCACAGUAACACUGAGCGAGGCUUCCUGUCAGAACUGCGUGACACACUCGCGAUCCACCUAAAGAACCAAGUCAACAUCAUUGUGUCUGAGAARGACAGAGAUCCUCUCCAGGUGGCAUAGGGGGAAAAAACUGGAGAGAGAGAGAAUUCAGUCAAUUGUGGUAUCUUGCACAGACCUAUCCAACUGCAGAACUUAAUGAAGGUGCUUUGAAUUGGUCUAGUAUACACAAUGAUUGUGUUGUACGGUCCCUCAAAGUUUAGGGUAUAUUUUGCCAUAUCAGAAAAAUAUUUGUUUUGUAAUACCAAAGGGUCAUUUACCUAAUUACUGCACUUCAAUAAAUUUACUAUUCUUGCUUGAAUUAGAUAUAUUUGAUAACCAUGAUAACUCAAGGACUGGUUUGGGUAAAAUAUGUAAAACCUGAUUUAUCUCCAGAUUUAAGCUUACACAGCUGUUCUGCCCUACUGCAGUUAUGUCAAAUCAUGUCAGUGCAAGUCACUGAUAUUUUGCCUAAUAAAWGUCAGAAAUAGUACUUAAUGAAAGGAUGGAGAUCAACUGUUUACAUUAACGGUUUUACUAAGGCAUCACUCAGAUGCAAAUAGAGAACACAAACCAAAUUGUUGGUAUUAGUAUUCAAUAGCAUGAUCCAUUACUAAAUCAGUUUUAAGGCUUUUCAAUAGAGGGACUCAGUUAAAAAAUACUUUGGAAGGUUAAAACUCCAUUCCUUGACAAAGCUGUAAAUUCAUCUGCCUUUGUUGUUUUSUUUUAAAACCAGUUUUUGUAACUGUGGUUCUUCCUUACAGGAUUACUAAAACUGAACAAAUAGUACUUCCACCACUGAUAAGUUUUAUUUUUCAAGUUUUUUUUUUCUGUUGUGAUUUUUUCAAGAAGAAAACCCUCACAGUUCCAUACCCUACCAUCUUUGGAUGGUAAAUACUUCAUUACAAAUUUGUAAAGAUCUUAGCACUAUCCUUUUACGUUAAUAAAAGUGGCCCAUCAAACAGUGUCUCUAUCUARUAAUUGCAUGU